AUGGUCUCUAUCAAGGCACUGCUUCCUCUCGCCCUCGUUGGCCUUGCGACAGCCCGGAACUGCACCAACAUCAUCAUCGAGACUCCUAUCGUCUCCCGGCAAGGGAAGUUUCGAGAGGUGACGCUUGAGAGCAAUGUGGACGUCAGCGAAUUCGCAACUCGGCUCGCCAAGUUCCAAAGCAACUAUACUGCAGAGUUGCUCGAGGGAUACCAGACUUUGGAAAAGACCUUCAACAUAUCUGCUCAGUACUGCGAGCCCGAUGGUGGAAGCAGUGAUACCAUUCAGGUAUUGACUCACGGUGUUGGGUUCGACAAGACAUACUGGGACUUGGAGUACGAUAAUUACAACUACAGCUACGUCAACUCUGCUCUAGACGCAGGAUACAGCACACUUGCAAUUGACCGUCUCGGCAUCGGAAACUCGUCGCAUGGAAAUCCCUUCAACGAAAUCCAAGCCCAAGCCUCACUCGAAGCCAUCAACUCGCUCACCCUCCAGCUCCGCAACGGCACAAUCUGCGCCAUCGGCCGCCCCUUCAAAAAAGUCAUCCACGUCGGCCACUCCUUCGGCUCCAUCCUCUCCUACUGGCUCUCCGCCAAAUAUCCCUCCAACACCGACGGCCUCAUCCUCACCGGCUUCUCCGUCUCGGGCCAAUUCCUACCCUACGUAAUCGCCGGCUGGAACCUACACAGCGCACGCCUCAACCAGCCCUUCCGCUUCGGCAAUGCCUCGAACAGCGGCGUCAGGAAACUCGCAACCAGAUACGCCCUAGCCUCCAACCUCGCCUCGGGCCUCGACAAAAUCCUCAAGUUCGCCGGUGUCAAUCUCGCAGGAAACGACAUGUGGAACAUGCUCUUCACCACCGAAUUCACCGACUUCUUAACCGGAUACAAUACUACGGUUCAAUCGCUAAACUACCCUUCGGGAUACAUGGCGCACUCCAGCCUCACCGCUCUCCAAUACGUAUUCCUGCAGCCCGCCAACUACGACAUUAACCUCGCCAUCCACGGUGAAGCGACAAAGCAAGCUGUGACAGCAGGCGAGUUGCUUACUAUCGGUAGCUCCCCCUCCUCCUCGCCUUUCACAGGCCCUGUGCUCGUUAUCACCGGCGAAACAGAUGUACCCUUCUGCGGCGGAAAUUGCUAUGGAAAGCUACCCGGGAUGCAGUUUGAGAAUAUGAUUCAGGCGGCUGAUCUGGCGUUUCCCGAGAAGAAGGACGGGGUGAAGGUGCAUGUGCAGCCGGAGACGGGGCAUGGGCUUAAUUUUCAUUAUAAUGCUACGGGGGGUUAUGGGGUUAUGCGUGAGUUUCUGGCGAGUAAUGGGUUGGCUGCGUGA
Molecule: messenger RNA, 1332 nt
Organism: Bipolaris oryzae ATCC 44560
Lineage: Eukaryota; Fungi; Ascomycota; Dothideomycetes; Pleosporales; Pleosporaceae
Exons: 2
Coding region: 1-1332 (443 amino acids)
Source: RefSeq, a predicted model, not a curated record